Messenger RNA from Arabidopsis lyrata subsp. lyrata, 551 nucleotides. RefSeq lists its product as uncharacterized. The transcript is spliced from 3 exons. Lineage: Eukaryota; Viridiplantae; Streptophyta; Magnoliopsida; Brassicales; Brassicaceae. The coding region runs from base 117 to 284 and encodes 55 amino acids. The record is from RefSeq and is a predicted model, not a curated record.
UUACCUAUCAAUCAGUCUUUUGUUAUCACUUUGAUCUUGUCUACGCGAAGCAGUCUCCGACUUACCAAGAUACCAAAGUCUAGAGAGAAGACCAAAGAGCACAAAAAGAGAGAGAGAUGAGGUUGUUCGAUCCAUGGCCAGUAUUCUUCAAGAGAGAAUGGAAACGUUGUUGGCCGUUUCUCACUGGAUUCGCCGUCACCGGCGUCCUCAUCACCAAGCUCACGGCUGGACUCACCGAGGAAGACGCCAAGAACUCCAAGUUUGUCCAACAACACAGGCGGUGAUCUACUGAUGUGAGUUGUAGAAGCGAGUAGGCUAAGCGUUCUUAUGGAAACUACCGUGAGUGCUUCAGCUUAAACCUGUUCUAAUAACAUGAAAGAGAGAAUUCUAGACACUAUUAAUCUCUCUUUUUCCGCUUCUCUGUGUUUUCACAGCUCUUGAACAAUGCAAAUUCUACUUUGUUGACCCGAUUUUUUCUCUAUAUGUUUGAAAUGGAUUUCUUCCUCUCUCUUUGUUCCCCCAAUAAGAAUAUAUGGUUAAGUAAGCCUCAA